AUAUCUAUAUCAGAGUUUCUCAACCACCACCCUAGUGACAUUUUGAACUGGAAAUUUUGUUAUUGUGGGGCGUUACACUGUAUAUAGUAGAAUGUUUAGUAACAUCCCAGGCCUCCAUUAGAUACUAAUAAUACCCUUCUCCUAGCUGUGACAUCCAAAAUAUCCCAGACAUUGACAAGUGUUCUUUGGGGAGUAAAUUUUCACCUAUUGAUAAGAAGUUAGAUUUCUCUUCCUCUUCCUCUUUCCUUCUCUCCCUUUCCCUCUCUCUCUCUCUAUUACCUAUGCUUUAUUUGUGGGAAGUGAGUUUCCUUUCAAAUAUGGAAAAACAUAAUCUAACAAUGCUGAAUGAAUUCAUUCUGAUGGGAAUCACAUACCGCCCUGAGCUGCAGGCUCCGUUGUUCGGACUGUUCCUCAUCAUCUACAUGAUGUCAGUGGUGGGCAACUUGGGCAUCAUCAUCCUCACCAUGAUAGACUCCAAGCUACAAACACCCAUGUACUUUUUUCUCAGACACCUGGCUAUCACUGAUCUUGGUUACUCAACAACUGUAGGACCCAAAAUGUUAGUAAACUUUCUUGUGGAUGAAAAUACAGUCUCCUACUAUUUUUGUGCUACACAGCUAGCUUCCUUUAUUAUGUUCAUGAUUAGUGAACUAUAUAUUCUGUCAGCAAUGUCCUACGACCGCUAUGCGGCCAUCUGUAACCCUCUGCUCUACACAGUCAUCAUGUCACAGAGGACGUGUUGGGUGCUGGUGACAAUCCCCUAUCUCUAUGGCACAUUUGUUUCUCUUCUGGUCACCAUGAAGAUUUUUAAUUUAUCCUUCUGUGGCUACAACGUCAUCAGGCAUUUCUACUGUGACUGUCUCCCUUUGUUAUCUUUGCUCUGCUCAAACAAACAUGAUAUCGAAUUGAUCAUUCUUAUCUUUGCAGCUUUUGAUUGUAUUUCAUCAUUCCUAAUAGUUGUUGUUUGUUAUCUGCUUGUUCUAGCAGCCAUUCUCAGGAUGAACUCAGCUGAGGGCAGGCACAAGGCCUUUUCCACCUGUGGAUCCCACCUGACGGUGGUGGUCGUGUUCUAUGGGACUUUAACAUUUAUGUACAUGCAGCGCAAGUCCAGUCAUUCCAUUAACAUUGACAAAGUGGCUUCCAUAUUUUACACCCUGGUUAUUCCCAUGUUGAAUCCCUUGAUUUAUAGCUUGAGGAACAAAAAUGUAAAAUUUGCCCUACAUAGGACAUGGAAAAAAAUAUGCAAUAUCUUUUCUACAGUUUAA
This is a messenger RNA of Trichechus manatus latirostris (Florida manatee), 1265 nucleotides long. RefSeq names its product olfactory receptor 8K3-like. Gene Ontology annotation, molecular function: G protein-coupled receptor activity; odorant binding; olfactory receptor activity. The record is from RefSeq and is a predicted model, not a curated record. NCBI's taxonomy places the organism in Eukaryota, Metazoa, Chordata, Mammalia, Sirenia, Trichechidae. The transcript has 2 exons. Gene Ontology annotation, cellular component: membrane. Bases 282 to 1265 code for a protein of 327 amino acids. Gene Ontology annotation, biological process: G protein-coupled receptor signaling pathway; sensory perception of smell.